AUGGCAUACCCGAAUGGCUACACGAAAGGGACGACGAAUGGCUCCUACAGCUCCCUCCGCCGGCACGACUUCCACGACAGCAGUCGCGACACUAGCGCCGAUGAACACUCGCGAUCCCGACCAGCCCCCUCAUACGGCCGCAGCUACAACAACAACUCCGCUCAACCCGAUCAUGUCCAUGGGGUGAGCAGACUCGAGCGCAGCCACAACAACCGCCGGAGUCGAGACUACGCAGCUGAAGGAGGACAGGGAAAUCAAUCAUGGUCCGCCAGCCGAAGUCGCAGCCGACCCGGGGGUCGGUAUGGCGCAGCAGGGAACCAGAUCGAGGAGGUUUUGAAAUACAUAGAGCAACACUGGGGCUUCAUGGCGAGCGCAGACUGCAUUCCGAUCAAAGUGGCACUCCAGCUCAUGGAUUCUAGUAGUCUCGGGUUGCAGGACCAGUUGUCGCAGUUCAGCGAGGCGCAUACACAACUACAGAAUGCACUCAAGGUCAUCGUGAAUGAGCACCAUCAGGGUUUCAACAGCAGUAUUGGUACAUUCCAUAAGAUCCAGGCUGCGAUACACGCCAGUCAGACGCGAGUGCGGACGUUACGGGCUGGACUGGUGGAUGCGAAACGGGAUCUCAUUGGAUCGGCGCAGAGACCAGAGUUAAAAGCGCUGGCGUCGAGUAGUGUUGCUUAUGACAGCAUGCUCCAGACGGUUUCCACGAUAGAGCAGUUGCAACUGGUCCCGGAUCGGCUGGAAGCACAGAUCCGGGAGAAGCGGUAUCUGGGAGCUGUGGACAAUUUGAUCGAAGCACUGGCGAUGAUUCGGAAGCCUGAGUUGGAAGACAUCGGAGCGUUGAGCGAGCUGCGAGUGCACUUGAGUAAUCAGGAACAAAUACUGACAGAUCUUCUGGUGGAAGAGCUGCAUAACCAUCUAUACCUGAAGAGUCCAUAUUGUGAAGAGAGAUGGAAAGGGCACAUGCGGCGGGCGGCGUUGGCAUCUGGCUCAACUACUAUGGACUCCGAAGCUGCGACUGCGUCUAUCAUCGAAAGCGAGCGAGCCAUUUAUACUUUCUUGUCCAAUUACGACGGCAGCAAGCCGAUGCAGGAGGAUGCCACCCGCAACCCGGAAGCAGAUACGUUUUACUACAUCCAGCUGCUCAUCGAAUCAUUGAACAAAAUGUCACGACUUGACCUUGCAGCUGAUAAGAUCGAAGAGCGCCUGCCCGUGGAGCUGUUCAAGGUGCUCGAGCGGACAUUGGGCGAAAUAGAACAACGACAUCCGCAGAGCAUGAUGAAGAGCGGUCGAAGACGACAGCAGCUCGCGUCAGGAGGCGUAGCCGCUGGCCCUGAUGCUGAACAGCGAGCCACGUUGGAAGACCUGCUGACGAUGCUAUACGCCAAGUUCGAGGCAAUUGCUGAAGGUCAUCGUGUAUUAUUCGACGUCACCCACGCCAUCCUCAAGCGAGAGAUAGUACCUUCGUCUGAGGCGACAAUGCUGAAUCGUAGUUUCAGAGAGCUGUGGAAGCUCCUACAGAGCGAGAUCCGGUCACUGCUGCAUGACCAUUUGGCUUCGAGCGGCAGUCUGGGCACAAAAUCGAGACAGCAAAACCACGCCAGCGCCAACAUCUUCAAGAACCAGCCACGAGACAGAAACAGGAAGCUGUUCAAGCUGCAAGAUACGCUGAAGCCAGGCAAAGACGGCAAAGCCAACACAGAUCUAUCAAGUGAGCGAUCAGACCUCGAGUUCAUUCUCAAGGCAUCUGUUCCAGGCUUGGUCAACUCGGACUCAGAUGCCAGCUCGCUCAACAAGCGCCCUGGUGCCCUAAGUAAUUUCGAGGACGACGACUCACCUUCUGCUGUCGCCGACCGUAGCGCCACUGGUCACAAACUCCUCAUCUCUCCCAGCAUCUUCAACAUGGGCCUUCUCUUGCCGCCCUCGCUGACCUUCCUCCGCCACCUCAAAGAGAUAGUUCCUACACAACAGACCUCUGGCGUGGUUCCCAGCACCCUCACAUCCUUCCUUGACGACUUCCUAAUCAAUGUCUUCUACCCGCAAUUGGACGAAACGCUGCUCGACUUGUGUGGACGAUGUAUGAGCGACCCGGAUACGUUCCAGCCGGAUCCGAAGUGGAACGAGGUUGCGAAGAAGCCGAUCUUCAAGGGUGCGCGAAGGUUCAUGAGCAUCAUGGAGGAUGUGUGUGGAUUGUUGGGGCGAUUGCCGCAUGAGCAGAGCUUUGCACAUUUGGUAGUAGGGCAGAUGAGGGCGUUUUACGACGUCUGCUAUGAAUGGAGUAAAGGUCUGCUGCAGCGAGUUGGUGGGAGCGGCGAAGAAGGCGAUGAAGGCAAUGGAGCCUUGAAGAUGCGGCUAGCGGCUGAUCUCGCAACCGAAGGCGACAUCAACGCAGUGGUCAUCGAGCUCCUAACAGCCAAGGACGACGACAAGGAAAAGAUCGUUCUAGCGGAGAAAGAAAGCGCCUUACUGCUCCGAAUGAUCAAGAGCCGCGACCUCGAAUCCACCGACCUGAUCCAAGACCGCAAAGCCCUUGCCGCCCUCUGCACGCUCCAGGUCAGCAUGAAAUGGCUCGCCGCCCGCUGCAAAGCCCUGCGCUUCAUCUCCCCUUACGCCGUCGACACCACCAAUAUCCAAACAGGCCACACACGGCGCUGGACCGCCACCACUGUACCAACCCUCUCCUCCAACGCCAACUCCACGCCUCUCCCGACCACCCCAUACCUCCCCCUCGACACCACCACCGCCCACCAGUUCGACGCCGUAACAACCUCCUUCACCGAACUCUCCACCCUCAUCCUCCGAACCCUCCACAUCGACCUCCGUCUACACCUCCUCUCCGGCGUCUCCGCCGCCCUAAACACCACCUACGCUCUCGGCCAACCCUACAACGACCCGGACCCCGCCAUCCUCACCCUCUCCGAAGACCUCGGCUCCUACGACGCCCAGCUCUCCGCCCACCUGCUCCCGCCGCAACACGCCUUCCUCGCCUCCAACUUGCACGUCACCGCCAACACCGCGCUCGUCGGGUUGGUCUCCACGGUCCCCGCGCUCGACACCCAUGGCUCCGGACGCAUGGGCCUGAACAUCCUCGUGCUCCAACAGAGUCUCAAAUUGCUGCAACCAUUCGCCGACCUAGGCAAAGCAGCGCAGUUCUACGAGCUCGGCGCCAAGGGACCAGAGGCGGUGGUCAAGGAAGGACCGAAGAGUGAAGAGGGCUACGAGACGGAGGACCUGAAAGCGCUGAUAAGGCUGUGCUAUGAUGAGGAGAGGGAUAAGGGUCUGGGCGAUAGGGAGGCGGUGGCGAUGAAGUUGGGCGGUUGGCCGGCGAGGAAGACGAGUUUGAAGGGCAGGGGUGGGAGGAGGGGGAUGGGGUCGAGGACGCAGAGUUCGGCGGAUUGA
Messenger RNA from Saxophila tyrrhenica, 3399 nucleotides. It is a transcript of the gene SEC8, whose product is annotated as exocyst subunit. The transcript has a single exon. Gene Ontology annotation, biological process: Golgi to plasma membrane transport; exocytosis. The coding region runs from base 1 to 3399 and encodes 1132 amino acids. NCBI's taxonomy places the organism in Eukaryota, Fungi, Ascomycota, Dothideomycetes, Mycosphaerellales, Extremaceae. The record is from RefSeq and is a predicted model, not a curated record. Gene Ontology annotation, cellular component: exocyst.